Harmonia axyridis is the source of this 2267-nucleotide messenger RNA. RefSeq lists its product as uncharacterized. Lineage: Eukaryota; Metazoa; Arthropoda; Insecta; Coleoptera; Coccinellidae. The record is from RefSeq and is a predicted model, not a curated record. The coding region runs from base 1428 to 2123 and encodes 231 amino acids. The transcript is spliced from 10 exons.
UUAUUUUCAAAAUUACGAAACAAAGAUGGACUAAAGAACAAAAGCGUUAUAUCGUCUAACGAUAACAAUGUCCUGAUAUACUUCCUUGAAUAACUUGUUUUUCCCUGAUAAUUCAGUCAUUAUUUUAUAGUGCGUGAAUAGACAGUUAAAAUUUCAAAAAAUAUUAUUGGGAGUGUUAAAUGAAAAGUGUGCUAUGGAAAGUGUUUGCCACAUAAGAUGUGUUAUCUCAGACACCGACUCAUUUCCAUGAGAUUUUAAAAAAUGCCUCCAAAGAAAGACGAAAAGAAGGAGAAUCCCGAGCCUGAUAGUUUCGAAUCUGCCAUAGAAGCAGGUUGGAACUUCAUAGAAGAAGGAGCAGUUUCGGUUGCCUCGAUGUUUGAAUCAGGAAUUGAUAAUAUGAUUUCUUUUAUUCGUAAUGAAUGCAUUUUGAUGGAGAGAGCAAAGCAAAUAGUUGAGGAAAUUGGUGCACUGGGUUCAGAUAUAGGCAACUUUAUUUAUGAAGAGCCGAAUCUUAACGGUUUGAUCACUUUGCUCUUAUGGGUUGUAUUUUGUUACGUUUUCGAAGUGUGGAUGUUACCUCUACUAAUUCCUUUUAUAUUCUUAAGGCAAUACCUUCGUAUAACUCUCAGAAAAAUCAAAUUCGAUGAUGAAGAACAAUAUCCUGAAAAAAAGGUUGAAGGUAAAUCUAUAACAGAAAUGCUGAAAGAACUUUGUGAUCUAUCUGAUGAUAUUGAUAAAGGAAUAAUGAUCGUUUCUUCUUUUAUAAGGAUAACUAAACGAACCUUCCAAUUCAAAGAGCCUGAAAUAUUGUAUGUUGUCCUACUGAUCUCAAUGUUGGUUGCUGUCAUCUUGUAUUAUAUUAAUUUAAGAUAUUUCAUCAUCAUUGGCAGUGUCUAUUUAUUCGUCCACAAUUACUUAAAAGUCCAUGGUUACUUAAAGAGUAGAGUGGAAUUGCUAGCGGAAAGAAUGGCUAAUGAUUUGAGAAAUCAACAAAAAUCUGAUUGAUGUAAAAAAUUCUAUGAACUUUUCGUGAUUUUUACCUAUUCGAAGAUAAAAUAAAGAAAAUAUAUUUCUUAACGAUUUUCAUUGUGAUUUUCACUCUAUUCCAAACUGUCAGUUUACUUCAACAUUCAGAAAUAAUUCUGUAAAACGAUUAAAACGACUAUCCUUAAAUGAGUUCAAGGUAAUUUUAUAUGUCAAAAUUUUGGAAGUUAUUCAUUUGAAAUAUUUAAUUAUCGAAAAUUUUCAAUGAAUGUGAAGAUCAAAUUCCUUAACCUUCCCAACUAAAAUGUGGUUUUCCUACCUGCCUUAUUUUGCCACUGAAAUUGAGAUAACAUAACUUCCUUCAGAAAAUAUUAAUCAAAAUAGGGUCACAACAUAUUUUCGUGCAUUCGAGAGUAUAAGGUUCAGGACUACAAAACGCAAGAAUGAAAUUUUUGAAAGCUGGAAGUGAAGAAUUGAUUAAGGUUGCAGAAAAAGGAGCCGAAUGUGUUGAACAAGGAGUAGAUGCUGUUGGAGAUGGUGUUAAAGCUGUUGGAGAUGGAGUUAAAGCUGUUGGAGAUGGUGUGAAAGCUGUAGGAGAAGCUACAAUCAAUUGUGUGACUUUAUUAGACGAUGGCGUGGAGAAUAUUCUAAAAUUGAAACGUAUAUGUCAAACAAUUUUCGAAUGGGUUACAACUUUCAAGAGUUAUCUGGAGAGCGACAAUGUAAUUGAAAGUACAACUACCCUAGCAGUUUGGUUCUUACUAUGUUACUAUUUCCAAAUGUGGAUGAUACCAGCCAUUAUAAUAAUUAUUUAUGCUAAAAAAUUGUUUUGCUUUUAUGUAUUUGGAGCUCCAGUUCAGGAAGACUCUACUUCAAAUAAAUCGACAAAGAACAAAGUGGAAGCAAUUGACGAAAUAAUUAGUUUAGUGAGAGUGACCUUAUGCAAUCUUGAGUGGAUUCUUCAGUAUACCUUUCUAGUCAUCGAUUUCAACCCAAUUUCAUGGUCAGUGAUAUUUACACAAAUAAGUAUUGCACUUAUACUGAUGUUAAUCCCGUUUAAUAUUAUAUUGAUGCUUCUGGGUUUGGCCCUAUAUUUGAGGAACACCCUGCAAGAAUUGCUGCCAAAAAAAUGUGCCUGAAAUGAUGAUAAAAGUGGAGAACUUCAUGAUGUAAAUAAAGUUAUCACAGGUUUUUCAACAAAUUUUAUACUAGUCACUAGUUCGCCGUCGAUAUUUCAUCAAUAUUGAUUGAUAAAAUAAAAAAAUAUAUUUCGAAUGAUAUUA